This is a messenger RNA of Prorocentrum cordatum, 3972 nucleotides long. NCBI's taxonomy places the organism in Eukaryota, Dinophyceae, Prorocentrales, Prorocentraceae. The record is from the annotation of a GenBank genome assembly.
AUGGCUCCCAAGCGGCAGAAGACGAUCGAGGAGCAGUACAUGAAGCUGACUCAGCACGAGCACAUCCUUCUGCGGCCCGACUCGUACGUCGGCUCUUUAGAGGUGCAGCGGGAGUGGGUCUGGGUCUACGUCCAGCAGAAGAAGAAGAUGGAGCAGGUGCACAUGAAUUACGUCCCAGGGCUGUACAAAAUAUUCGACGAGAUUUUGGUGAAUGCGGCGGACAAUUUCGAGAGAGACCCUGAGCACCAGAACUACAUCAAGGUUGACAUCAACGAAAAGGAAGGCAUGAUCAGCGUGGAAAACAAUGGGCAGGGCUUGCCUGUAGAGAUGCACAAGGAGCAUAACAUGUACGUGCCUGAAAUGGUAUUUGGCCACUUGCUCACCAGCGAUAAUUACGACGAUGACGAGAAGAAGACCACGGGCGGUAGGAACGGUUACGGUGCCAAGCUCACCAACAUCUUCUCCAAGAGGUUCGAGAUCGAGUGUGCUGAUCAGGCGCGGGGGAAGAAGUAUCACCAGCGCUGGGAUGACAACAUGAAAAUUAAAGGAAAGCCUUCCAUCACUUCGCACAAAGGGCAAAGCCACACGAAGGUCACGUUUUGGCCUGACCUGGCGCGGUUCGGAAUGAAGAAGCUCGACAAGGACAUUGCUAAUUUGAUGGCGCGAAGAGCGCUCGACGUGGCCGGCUGCACUCCAAAGAAAUGCAAAGUGCAUUUGAACGGUAAGUUGUUGGACAUUUCGGAUUUCAAGGACUAUGUCGAUUUAUACAUCGGAGAAGACGGCGUGGAGACUGCCUAUGAGAAGUGCCACGACCGCUGGGAGGUGGCGAUGACCGUGUCCGAUGGUCAAUUCCAGCAGGUUUCUUUCGUCAACAGGAUUGCAACCCUAAAGGGUGGUGGACAUGUAGCCCACGUUGCCGACCAGAUUGUGGAAGCCGUCGUGAAGAAGGUCAACAAGCAGAACAAGGGAGGCAUGGACAUCAAGCCUUUCCACGUCAAGAACUACCUCCGUCUCUUCGUCAACUGCCAGAUCGAGAACCCGUCCUUCGACUCGCAGACGAAGGAGACCAUGACACUGAAGGCCUCCAAGUUUGGCUCCAAGUGUGAGAUCAGUGAUGCCAUGAUCAACAAGGUGCUGAAGACAGGCAUCGUCGACAUGAUCUUGCAGUGGGCGAAGGCCAAGGAGGAGAUCGACCUCGGCAAGCAGAUCUCCUCAGCUGGCGGCUCCAGCGCCAGCGGGGGGAAGCGCAAGCGGCUCCUCGGAAUCCCCAAGCUGGAGGACGCCAACCUCGCCGGCGGCCGCGAAGGGCGCGAUUGCACCCUGAUCCUCACCGAGGGGGACAGCGCCAAGUCCCUUGCGGUUGCCGGCCUCAGCAUCAUCGGCCGGGAUCGCUUCGGUGUGUUCCCUCUCCGCGGCAAGCUGCUCAAUGUGCGCGAGGCCUCUUUUGGGCAAACUAUGGCCAACGCCGAGAUCGCGGCCAUAUCCAAAAUUCUGGGCAUCGAACCAAAGAAGAACUACACGACCACGAACGGGAUGCGCUAUGGUCACAUCAUGAUCAUGACUGAUCAAGACUACGAUGGUUCUCACAUUAAGGGCUUGAUCUUGAAUUUGGUGCAGCACUGGUGGCCCUCGCUCUUCCAGAGGGAAGGAUUCAUACAAGAGUUUGUGACGCCGAUCGUCAAGGUGACGAAAGGAAGCAACGUCCAACAGUUCUUCACCAUGAAAGAAUACGAAAACUGGAAAGAUGACAACAACAAUGGCAAAGGAUGGAAGAUCAAGUACUACAAGGGUCUCGGAACAUCCACUACCCAAGAGGCUAAGGAGUAUUUCAAGAACAUUAAUGACCAUCGCCUCGCCUUCGAUUACACGGGGGACGAUGACGAUCAAAAUCUCGAUCUUGCUUUUAACAAGAAGCGAGCGGAUGACCGUAAGGACUGGAUCAAUGCAGCAGAGGACGAUGAUGUCGUGGACCACUCGCAGGCAUCCCUUACGUAUUCAGACUUCGUGCAGAAGGAGCUGGUUCAGUUUGCAAAGUACGACGUGCUCCGGGCCAUCCCUUGCGUGGUGGACGGGUUCAAGCCCGUGCAGCGAAAGAUCAUGUGGGCUUGUUUCAAGCGCGGGCUCAAGAGCGAGACCAAGGUGGCCCAGCUUGCGGGAUACAUCUCCGAGCACGCAGCGUACCAUCAUGGCGAGGUAUCCCUCCAGGGUUCCGUCAUCUCGCUCGCGCAAACGUUCAUGGGCUCCAACAACGUGAACCUGCUGUUCCCGUCAGGGCAAUUCGGCACGCGUCUUCAAGGUGGUAAGGAUGCCGCCAGUCCGCGUUACAUCUACACGAGGCUGGAGCGAGUCGCCCGCCUCAUCUUCCACCCCGAUGACGACAAGCUGCUCGAGGCCCAGGUCGACGAGGGCCAGCGAAUCGAGCCCAAGUGGUACGUCCCUGUGAUCCCUAUGGUGCUCGUGAACGGGGCGGACGGCAUCGGUACUGGAUGGUCAACGUUCCUGCCGAACUACGACCCUCGGGAGAUCAUCGCGAAUCUGAAGCGCUACAUCCGUUGCGAGCCUAUGGAGGUCAUGUGCCCGUGGUACCGGGACUUUGUCGGCAGCAUCCUGCCCUCCCCGGAGAAGGACGGGUACGAAGUCACGGGAGUAAUCGAGAAGCAGGGCCCCACGACGCUGCAGAUCACAGAGCUCCCCGUCCGGAGGUGGACGCAGGACUACAAGGAGACGCUCCAGGGCAUGCUGUCCACGGAGGGCCCUGGCUCGGGGCAGAUCGAGGAUUUCAAAGAGCACCAUACGGAGACAAAGGUUCACUUCGUGAUCACCGUUACAGAGGCGCAGAUGGCGUCACUUGAGCGCACUGGUCUAGACAAGGCUUUCAAGCUCCGAUCCGCUCUGUCUACGAACAACAUGUACUUCUUCGACAAAAACGGGAAGAUUCGCAAAUACGCGAGCGAGCGCGAGAUUAUGGAGGACUUCGCAGAGAUCCGGCUGGAGUUCUACCACAAGAGGAAGGCCCACUUGCUGAAAGUGUUGCGGCAGCAGCUCGAGAUCCUCGCCGCAAAGGCGCGUUUCAUACAGCUGGUUGCCAGAGAGGAGCUCAAGGUGAAGAAUCGCAAGAAGGAGGCCAUUGUACAGGACCUCGUCAAACACAAGUUCCGCACGCUCCACGAGAUUACCGAAGGCAGUGAUAUAGACGUGCCUGGCAGCAACGACGGAGACGGCGCCGGCGACGAGGACGCGACCAAAAGGGACAAGAAGAAAGGUGGAGGUUGGGAGUACUUGCUGGGUAUGGCCUUGUGGUCCCUGACACAAGAGAAGGUCCUCGAGCUCGAGGCCCAGGUGCGGACCAAGGAGGCCGAGGUAGAGGAGCUGGAGCUCACCGCCCCUGAGGAGAUCUGGGAGCGCGACCUCGACGCGAUCCUGGUCGCCCUGACCGAGACCGAGGAGCACGCGCGCCGCAACGCCGGCGAGGAGCAGAGGAUGCGGGAGCGGGCCUCCAAGCGCGCGGCCAGCUCGGCCUCUGGCGGCGGCAAGCGGCAGAAGGUCGCCGCGGCGCCCGUCCUGCCGCCGCCGGCCGCGGGGACGGCGCCCUCGAGGGCGGCGCUGCAGGAGCUGCAGGCGCGCCAGCUGGCCCGCACGGUGCCCGAGUGCCCGGGCCUCUUCGACAGCCUGCUGCCCUCCGCCGAGGUGCAGCGCCUCCAGGCGCAGCACCAGAAGCUGGCGGACAAGUCGGCGGCCGCCGCCGGCGGCGGCGAGGCCAAGCCCAAGGCCGCCCCCAGCGCCAGGCCGGCCCUGGGCGGCUUCGCCCGCAACGCCGCUCGGGGGCGCGGCCGCGGAGGCCGUGGCCGAGGGCGGGGUGGCGCGGACGACGCCGCUGCCGCGGGCACCAGCGGAGGCCGCGGCCGCGGCGGCAGGAAGCGCAAGCAGGGGUGCGACGGGGACGACGACGAGGACUGGGCCGAGGACGAGUGA